Messenger RNA from Aspergillus terreus NIH2624, 252 nucleotides. RefSeq lists its product as uncharacterized. NCBI's taxonomy places the organism in Eukaryota, Fungi, Ascomycota, Eurotiomycetes, Eurotiales, Aspergillaceae. Bases 1 to 252 code for a protein of 83 amino acids. The record is from RefSeq and is a predicted model, not a curated record. The transcript is spliced from 3 exons.
AUGCCCCUCGUUGUACCCGGAAUGCUCAAUACCAACGACGCCCAAGGCAGCAAGGAGGAAUGGAUGUCCAAGCUCGCAGGGAAGAAAAUCAGCGACUCGACAAGUGAUGUCAACUCGUUCUCCAAGAAGGAUCUUCCUGAAUCCCAUCGCAUUCUGAAACCCGGUGAUGCCAUGACCAUGGAUCAUCGACCCGAUAGGCUGAAUGUUCAUUUGGACCAGAGUGGAAUUGUACAUGAUGUGAACUUUGGCUAG